Messenger RNA from Hordeum vulgare subsp. vulgare (domesticated barley), 684 nucleotides. RefSeq lists its product as uncharacterized. Lineage: Eukaryota; Viridiplantae; Streptophyta; Magnoliopsida; Poales; Poaceae. Bases 87 to 578 code for a protein of 163 amino acids. The record is from RefSeq and is a predicted model, not a curated record. The transcript has a single exon.
CAGGCGAGGACUCAAAGAGCGAUGGCUGCAUCGCGCGCUCGUGACUCCCCCUAGUGCUCGCGUGGGGGCUGCUCAGGGGCGCUCCUAUGAUGACCAGUGGUCGAUCUAUUCCAUAUCUGGCCGCCGGUGCCUCGGGCAGCGUGGGGCUACCCUUCGGUGGUUGGUGUGUCAUGGUCGGCAGGGAUGGCGGUAGCUUGACCAGAUCGGUCGGCGGCGGUGCGGCCAGAUCUGCGCCUAGGUGUGGGCCAUGGUGCUUGGACUGCGGUCGACGCGGUGGCGGGUGCGACACGUCGGCAGCUGGGCGGAUUCGCAUGGAUUCUAGCCUUGUUGGGUCUAUUACAGUGCGGGCAACUCCGAGGGAAACCUUAGAUCUCCUUGAGAUCGAGCGAUGGUGGUGCUUUUGCGUUGCAGCCCCUCUUCAGGACGUCGUUUUGGAAUUUGCUCCGGUUGAAGGGACCAAUGAUGCCGACGGCGCACGCGCGGUGGCGCAAAUGCCGAUGAAAAUCACGCCGACUAUGGUCAUGGUGGACGAUGGUGACGUCUUUGAUGUCGCUCGCUUGUCGAGGCAUCGUUGUUGAUUUUGCGUCAUCAGGCUCGGGAUGCUUUGGGGGAAAACCCUAGAUCUGGGUCUUCCGGAUCAAAUGAUGAUGGCGUUCGUAGUAUCGUUUUUUUCCUCUUGGGGGC